Danio rerio (zebrafish) is the source of this 6082-nucleotide messenger RNA. NCBI's taxonomy places the organism in Eukaryota, Metazoa, Chordata, Actinopteri, Cypriniformes, Danionidae. The record is from RefSeq and is a predicted model, not a curated record.
GCUCAGAAUUUAUUCUGACUCCAAUUUUAAGUGAUCGUCAAAUUUAGACUGUAUUUCUGCUUGUAAGAAUGGAUCACAUUCAUCAUUUAUGACUCAAUUUAGAGUUUUUAUCUGUAUCUGUUCCUAUACUCUUCAGUUAUGCGUUCAUUAGAGACCAAACGCCACUCAGAGUUUUACGCCCCUGGUUUGCCUGUCUUCUCACUGACAGUAUGUCGACACUCUAAAGUUAGUCAGAGGAUGUAGGGUUAGCUAAUACUUAAAUAGUCUGGUUGCCAACUGCUUACUCAUCCUAAAAAGUAGUAGAUUUAGCCACCUCCAUACAACUUGCUAAUUUCAGCGAUUAGAUCUCCAUGCUGUCAUGUCAAAACGACUCUGUACAGUCAAAUAUGUCUUUAGAAUCGAAAGUCUAUGCUAAUCAUAAAGGUAGCCCAGUCCAUCUAUCAGCCUAAUGAUGAAACUAACAGCACGGUUGAAGGUUAAAUGCAUGUGAGCCAUUUCUAGUGCUUCUUAAAAAAAUGUGUUAUUUAUUAGAAUUUAUUUAUAUUUGUUUUUUAGCUCAGAAUUUAAUCUGACUCCAAUUUUUAGUGACUGUCAAAUUUAGACAGUAUUUAUAUUUGUAAGAAUGGAUCACAUUCAUCAUUUAUGACUUAGUUUAGAGUUUUGAUCUAUAUAUGUUCCAAUACUCUUCUGUUUUAAGUUUACUAGGGACCAAAGGCAACGCAGAGCUUCACGUCCCGGGUUUGCGUGUCUUCUCACUGACAGUAUGUCGACACUCUAAAGUUAGUCAGAGGAUGAAGGGUUAGCUAAUACUUAAAUAGUCUGGUUGCCAACUGUUUACUCAUCCAAAAAGUAGUAGAUUUGGCCACUUCCACACAACUUGCUAAUUUCAGUGAUAGGAUGAAUAAAGAUUUCCAUGCUGUCGUGUUAAAACGACUCUGUACGGUCAAAUGUGUCUUUAGAAUAAAAAAUCUAAUCAAGUUGAACUAUAAAGGUAGGGCAGACUGCACUUAAUCUACUGGAUAUAAAAAAAAAAACUAAUUCAGGAGAAUUCAGAAUAAAUCACAACUUAAUAUUUUAUUUGUCAGGUAAAAUUGUAUUUUGCCAAUUACAUAAUAAAACAAUCAGAAAGCCAAUUCAGAGAUUAUACUGUAAAAACACAACAUCCAUUGGUCAAAGAUCAAUCAAAAAGUUAGAGAUGCAUUUCUGACUCGAUAAGUAGCUACUGUACGUUGCAGCAUAGAAAUUUCAGAGACUCACUUUCAACGGGGUGUCCUGGCUGCAAGAUCGCAAAGAUAUUUGAGCACAUUUCCUUUAAAUACUCAACUCAGAACAAACAGCCAUAAAUUCAAGACAAUAGAAGCAUCACAGAGACUCUUGCCUGGUGAAUUUGAAGUGUUAAUCAUCUCUUAGGGGCCGAUCACACCAAACGCGGAUUUAUUUUCCAAAAACGCGAGGCGCACCACACUGCCUUUUUUGUUGACAAGAAAAAAGGAGCUCGGUAUGCUUUUCAUUUUGGUUUGAAUGUACCUUUAGAUCUCAGGUUUAACCAAAUUUAGCAUCAAAAUGUUUGCUUAAUUAAUUUGAGGAAAAACAAAUCAUUAAUCUGUUUGCCUUCACUGGUGUUUAUUGUUUUCAUAAUCACACGACUAACAUGAAUUAUAACUUUCUCAUCUGCCUGUUUUCUGACUGCUGAAAUUAAUAACCACUAGAAACUUUUGAAACAAAACACUUGUUUUCUGUUGGCAUGCGGUUUGGCUUCCUUGCAGUUUAACAGAUGGCUGAAGGUGCAAAAAACAUCACUGAAUGUUCACCUGAAUCAAAUCCCCCAACGCCUCACCUGGAAAACAGAACUGAAGAACAUGAGCGGCCCUUUACUUCACCACAACCUACAAGAGAAGUAAUUCUGAAUCAGCGUAGACAGAAAUGUGAGCUCAAACGACUGCUAAAACACACCUGUCCAGAGUUAAAAAAUGUAGACAGCUUGGUAGAAGAAGAGUUGGCUGAUAUUCUCAACAUCAACCCAGCCACAGACAGUGGAUUCCAGAGUGACGUCCAUUCCAGGUGCUGGAUGUUUGAGAAGCAUGAAAACAGUUCAGAGGAUUCGCUUGAUCAAAAUCUACAUGUGAAUAAAGAUUUUCAAGAGGGUGACUUUAAGAGAACUGUUUGCAUGUUUGAACAGCCGACGUCUAACCCCCUCAAUGAAGAAAACAAGCCUCAACUCGAUGAAUCAGAGGAGGUGACACCAGAGCAAAGCAUCAGGGUGGAUGUGAAAGCCACACGUAGGAUGUUUGAAACUCAAUCAAUUGAUAUUCUGAGGGACAUUCAAAGCCCCUGUCCAAGAAAAAAUGAAGACAAAUGUGGAUUGGAUCAGAAACCAAAACACGUUUCUGAGACUAAUGGAAAAGAAACACCAGGCAUUCACCACAAACCUGAUAUCAUAGACGCAAAUGAGGUAUUUGCAGGUAUAUCGAGAGCCAAACAAGUUUUUGAAAAUAUAUCACAUGACAAGGAGAACAUUCCACCAACAAACAACAGCAUUACCCAAGAGGAAGAAAUGUUGAAGGCAAACGUGCGAAACAGAGCUCAGAUGUUUGAAUCAACUCCUCUUGAUAAGAUCAAUCUCCAAACCAAAGAAGAAUCAGAAACCAUUCUGGAGGAUAUGCAAGAAACUCUGCUUUCUUUAUGCAACUUCAGUAUUAUUCAUUCAGAUGGAUCUAUCCUUGAAGCUAACGAAUCUGGCCACGUAAAAAAAGCAAGAUAUCACUUCAUAGAAGACACGAGAGCAGUGAUUAAUGAAGAAGAAAUAGUAACUGGAAGCAUAAAGAGCAUUAUGCUUCAGAUGCUACCAGGAACUAACUUUAACCCAACGGUGACCUUCUUAAAAGAAGACAGCCAAGGCAAUGUGGAGAUUCUGAAAGUAGACGUUCCCAUUCACCAACUUCCGUUCACUCAAGAUAAGGAGUGCAGAACUGCAAAUGUGGUUCAGAUUACUGAAGAUCUACUUGGUCAAGAGGAAUCCCUCAGGAAAGGAGUCUUAAUACAAGACGGUGCCACAGGAAUUGGAGAAAUAACAGUUUAUGCUCUUUUUAUCCAUAGUAAAGGUAGUACAGGGCUUAUGGGGUUUGGUAAAAUUGAGGGUAGAUCCAUUUCCUCAAGUCUAAGUAACGGUCCAGCAUCUAAAAAGAUUAACCUCAAACAAGAUGUUAAUUCAUCUGAAAGUGCUUUAGUAGUAGAAACAGGCAAAACCAGUAAUGUGCAACUAAUCCAGGGUUCUGUUAAGAAAGAAGAGCCUAAUCACCAGGAAACAGAAAUAAGUGAGUCUACUGGGCAAUCAGAGAAAACAGGACCAUGCAAUGUUAACAAUAUCAAAUCCCUUUUAAGUACCAGUACAGAUCAAGAUGAAAAUAAGUCAAAAGUAGCACCAGCUGAAAUGUUGUUAGAUAAUAAAACAAAUACAGAAGAAAUGAACCAAUUUAACAAUCUUAAAAAUGACGGUAUUCUCCAAGAUCAGGGUAUCUAUGAGGAUGGAGCUGUUCUUCAGGCAGAAUUGGUUGAUGUUGUGGAAGAUGAUGAGUUGGUGAAUCUACAAACAGCCAUUAAGAAUCUUCAUCAGGCCACAAUGGAAGCAAAAGCUCUUCAGCAGAGUGUACAAGCAAAACAGUCUUCUCAAACAAAGCAAAACCAACAAAUCUGUGAUCCUGGUUCAGAGAACCAGGAGUUUACACAAUAUACUAAAACAAAUGAGAAUGGAGAGCUCUCACAGAUUUCCAAAAACGAAGAGGAAGAAUCCGAUAAAGAGGAGGUCAUGAGAGGUAGCAUACAGGCAGCUCUUGAUUCCUUGGGAAAAUCUAACUUUAAUGUCACUAAGGGUGAUUUCAGAGCAGCAAUGAUUUAUAGGAACUCUGGUAAAGGAUAUGCAGGACACAAAAAGAUAGAUGUAGAACUCUCAAGUAACAAGACAAAGGACAAUAUCUCAUUAACAUCACCUCCUGUUCCACCAAUUGAACAGGAGCAGUCACCUGGUGAAGGACAUGUCACAACCCCUUGUGAAAACAAACCUAUGACAUGUUCUCCCUUACAAGUCUCUAUAGAUACAGCUCCUAAAAAUCCUAAAACCCCUCGAGGACCCAAGCCAGCUCUUCCACCUAAACCAGAUCAUUUAAAAAUAAAGCCAAACUCUCCUGGUACUCAAUCUGACCUAGACCAUCACAAACAACCAGCAAACGCCCGGCAAACAAGUCCCUCAAAGCCACCAACUGAGCAGAUUAAAGAACCUUCAUCUCCCAAGCCAAACCCAGACUCAACAUCUCAUAAAGAUGUAAACUUCCAAAGUGUACAGAAUACUGAUUCCAAUAAUCACAAACCUGGUGAUACCUCAGUAAGUAAUACUGAAAGUCCUGAAGAAAAAACUCUGCAAGAAACUCCAAAGAGUUCCCCGGAAUGCACUGCCAGUGAAUCUUCCACAGGAUUUCAUGCUACUCUUCAAAACUUCAGGGUGAAGCCAAGUGGUUCAGUGCCUCCAGUGAAACCUAAACGAAUCAAAAUGGCAAAGGAAAAUGCAAUGAACAUUGCAGUAAACUCCACAGCUUUGGAAACUGAAACGGCACAAGGAAUCCCUUCUUCUCAAGACAAUGGUGAGACUUCUAAAAUAGACAGCAGCAAACAUGAAGAAAUAAGUGAUGAUCAACAAGUUGAUAAAGUGGUCAGAAGGGAAAAGAAGAUGAGAGGAGAGACUGAGGAUGAGCGAAGGCAGAGACUCUCUGUGCAUAUGGAUGAAAUCAUGAAAGGAAAUGUACCGGCUGUCAUGGAGAUCUUUGAUAAGCUGAAGCAGCAAGAAGAAUUGAAAAGCAUACUCUCGAAAGUGGAGGAAAUUGAGGAGGACACUCACAAAGUAGAUGUGAGCUCACUCAGAAACAUUUUCGAGAAUGUACCAGAUUGGGUAGUUCCUCAAGAACAGCCAAAAAUUACCAUACCAGAAGACUUAGAAUCACUAAGUGAACCAGAGACAAUGACUUCAAUGGAGGUGGCUUUUGGAGAUCUAGAGAAAGCUGGUGCAGAUAUCAUUCGUUUAAAAGACCAGACUCUCGAAAGACUCAUGGAUAUAGAGGAGGCUAUAAAAAAGGCUCUUUACUCUGUAUCAACCCUGAAAUCUGAUUCAGACAUUGUAGGGCUUUCUGGUCUUUUCAGGGAGUCCAUGGUGGCCGUACAAGGUUCACCUCCAUCAGGAAAUAUCAGAAAAAUCAGCAUUGGCUCAAGCAAAUCUCCAAAAGCAUUGAAACAGAUUGGAAGAAGUCAACAGUCAAUAGUGCAGAAAAAGCCAGAGCUUAUUAUUCCUACAACCAAACCAAGAUCAGCUUCACCAGGGUCUCCUUCGUUUAUUUCUAUUCAGUCUGCAGCAAGGAAACCUUCAGAGCUGCCAUCGCCUUUAAAAGAAGACCCCAAAGAAAGGCCUACACCUCAGUGUUGCUGUAGUGUUCCUUCAGACCGCAGGCAAUGUUCUGUUACAAAGAGUCCAUCUACCAACCCUGCAAAUCCACAACGGCAGGUCAGUGUGCUGGAAGUGAAAACAAUGCCUGAAGGAGAGAGAGUUAUCGGGACAAAAACCAUCAAAGAGAACUAUGAGAGGACCGACUCCUUUGGCAACAAGUUCUAUUCCUCAAAAACCUCCACAGUCGUGACAACCCAACCUGAAACCAGGACAACGUCCAGAAAGCUGAUCAUGAGCAAUCCAACCAUGUCAGAAAUUGUCACAUAUCCAAGAAUCAACACACCGCUAAUUAGAGAGGACCAUCCACCACUGUAAAUUUGGAACAUUUUUGAUUGUCUUAUAUUAAAUAUUUAAUAAUAUAAGAGUUUAUUCAUUUAAAUCUAACUGCUUUUGUACUUUUUAGCUUGGUUAUGUUUUGUAGGUUACUUUAUUUUUCCUAUUUAAGGUCAUUGAUGUUAUUUUAGUUUUUGUUGUUGUUUUCUCUUCUGUGCUGUAAUAUUUUAAAAAACUAUUAUUUAUGUUGUGUGUUGACAUUUCUGUUAAUAAAUUAUCAUUAGAAGUUGUGCCAUAUUUGUCAAUAAAAAAUAAACUUGU